This is a messenger RNA of Lachnellula hyalina, 912 nucleotides long. RefSeq lists its product as uncharacterized. Lineage: Eukaryota; Fungi; Ascomycota; Leotiomycetes; Helotiales; Lachnaceae. The record is from RefSeq and is a predicted model, not a curated record. The coding region runs from base 1 to 912 and encodes 303 amino acids. The transcript is spliced from 2 exons.
AUGACUGACAGGACUGACAGUCAUUCCGAAUAUCAGAAUACUGUAUGGCCGUCGCAUAAUUCUCUACAGUAUCGCAAGCAAGGCAAGCCAGCUUUAGACUUUCCUGCCCAAGCUUCCUGCCUCGCCGAGGAAUCCGAACAACAUUGCAAAUUCCUGAUCAAGACAAGCUGUAGCAAGACAACUAAAGAUUGUGUAUUGAGAAAAGAUGUUAUAGAGCAUCUCCUCCUCCCCAACUCAGUCUCUCAAGUCAUGCUGCUCACGAAACCACUCACGACGUUUCUCUCGCAGAAUGCAUCACCCCAGCUGCCAACGCUCCUCCUCAUAUCGCCUACGGGAAAGCUCCUCUCCAGCUCCUCCCCCCUCCCAGCCUCGAUCCUCAGAACACAGGCCACAGUGGCUUGCACAACGUGGAAUCUCUACCACCCCUUCCAAGCAAGCACCAGCAGCCGGGUCAACACUUCACUUCCUCCGGGGCCAACAUCCUUGUCCAGCGCAAGCACCUCCGAUCUCAGCUCUAUAACUAUCCAACUCUCACACGGCACAAUGGUCAUACGCUCCCUCUCUUGCGGACUUCUCUUCGUAGCAAUUGGUCCCUCGAUCACACCUACCACAGCGCCGAGCUCACACCACCUGUUGUUUUCACCUCAUAUCGCAUCAUCACAUACCUCGCCUCAAGCUUCGCCCCCUACACAUCAAUACCUCCAUGAUGGGCUCGGGGAAAGAGUAGUUUCUGGGGGUAGUUUAACUGUUGGGAGCGGGGCGCCGUCGGAAGCUGGCAGUGUAGGGAGUUCUGUCACUGGAGCGAGGACUCAUGCGAGCAUAUUGGGGAUUAAAAGACAAGCGGAUGAGGUAGGGAGAUGGCUGGAAACGAGUCUAAAGGGCUUUGUGUUGAGUACUGGGGAAGGACGAUAA